Messenger RNA from Panonychus citri (citrus red mite), 1112 nucleotides. Its product is annotated as eukaryotic translation initiation factor 6-like. Gene Ontology annotation, molecular function: ribosomal large subunit binding. Gene Ontology annotation, cellular component: nucleolus; cytosol; preribosome, large subunit precursor. The record is from RefSeq and is a predicted model, not a curated record. NCBI's taxonomy places the organism in Eukaryota, Metazoa, Arthropoda, Arachnida, Trombidiformes, Tetranychidae. The coding region runs from base 178 to 918 and encodes 246 amino acids. Gene Ontology annotation, biological process: assembly of large subunit precursor of preribosome; cytosolic ribosome assembly; maturation of LSU-rRNA. The transcript is spliced from 2 exons.
GAUUGCUCUUCCAUUUUCUUAAUUGUUGUGACCAUUUAAUUAGAUUAUUUAGUCACUUGGACGCUUGUUCGAUUUUCAACUCUUGCUUCAUCUUUGUGUGUCUGUUUUUUUUUCUUUGUCUCUCUUUGUUUGGUUUUUUGGUUGUUCUUCAAUUCAAUUUAAUCUCUUUUGUUAAUCAUGGCUUUUAGAGUUCAAUUUGAAUCUAAUGAUGAGGUUGGUGUUUUCGCCAAAUUAACUAAUAGUUAUUGUUUGGUUGCCAUUGGUGGGUCACAGAAUUUUUAUUCCAUCUUUGAAGCUGAAUUAAGUGAUAUCAUUCCAGUAAUCCAUUCAUCUAUUGGUGGUUGUAGGAUUGUUGGUAGAUUAACUGUUGGUAAUCGACAUGGACUUUUGGUUCCUAAUACGACAACCGAUCAAGAAUUACAACAUUUAAGAAAUUCUCUUCCCGAUUCUGUUAAAAUUCAACGGGUUGAGGAAAGACUUUCAGCUCUUGGUAAUGUUAUCGCUUGUAAUGAUUAUGUUGCUCUGGUUCACCCUGAUCUUGAUAAGGAUACACAAGAAAUUCUGGUUGACACUUUAAAGGUUGAAGUUUUCAAACAAACAAUUGCUGAUCAAGUUCUAGUUGGAAGUUAUUGUGCUCUCUCCAAUCAAGGUGGACUUGUACAUCCAAAGACCAACAUUGAACACAUGAAUGAACUAUCAACACUCCUACAAUUACCUCUUGUCGCUGGAACAGUUAAUCGUGGUUCCGAUGUUAUCGGCGGCGGAAUGGUUGUCAAUGAUUGGAGUGCUUUCUGUGGAUUUGAUACAACGGCGACUGAAUUAUCACUGAUUGAGAACAUAUUUAAACUAAACGAAGCAGCCGGACCCAGUUUAAUACAACAGAAUAUGCGACAAUCAUUAAUUGAGAAACUUGUUUAAAUUUACCAAUGAUCGAGAAAACAAAUUAAAAAUGGAAUCGCAAUUUUGCCAGUGAAAAGCAAAUCAACAAAACAAUUCUAAUUAACUGAAAAAGACAUAAUGUAAACUAAUCAACCCAAUACCUGAUACAUUACCUGUAACAAUCAGUAAUGAUUUAUAUGGUUUAUAUAUUAUAUUAUAUCAUAAAAAUCUGA